This is a messenger RNA of Poecilia latipinna (sailfin molly), 2272 nucleotides long. RefSeq names its product family with sequence similarity 98 member A (gene tslig3a). NCBI's taxonomy places the organism in Eukaryota, Metazoa, Chordata, Actinopteri, Cyprinodontiformes, Poeciliidae. Gene Ontology annotation, cellular component: tRNA-splicing ligase complex. The transcript has 8 exons. The coding region runs from base 161 to 1678 and encodes 505 amino acids. The record is from RefSeq and is a predicted model, not a curated record.
CAGUGCCUAUGAUAAAGCACAAGGGGGCGGUAAUUCACCAAUAGGGUGCUUUCCAACUGUUGUUAAACAAAAACGAAGAAGGCGGACUUCAACGUGUAACAGCUGAGUGCCUGUGAGAAACCUUCCUGCGGUACUUCUCCUUUCAUCAUAGAACUUUGAGAUGGAGAAUGAUAUUCUCGUCUCGCUGGAAGAUUUAGGCUACCAGGGCCCUCUGUUGGAGGAUGGAGCUCUGGAUUCUGCUGUCAUGAGAGGAGCAGCUUCCCCGGAGUUCACCAAGCUCUGUGCUUGGAUCAUCUCAGAGCUCAGACUGUAUCACAAGCUGGAAGAAAAUGUCCAUGCUACUAACUGUCCCAGUGAGGCAGAGGGCUUCCAGCUGGAGAUGAGUGGUCUUCUGUCAGAGCUUGCCUGCCCUUACAGCACUCUGACCACUGGAGGCAUCACCCAGAGGUUUCUGAACAGAACUGACUGUCUGCUCCUAAUCACCUUUUUAGUGUCUGAGUUGGAGGCAUCAAGAAUGAUCCUGAUCAACAGGCCUCAGAAGAAAGCUCAGGAAUCCGGCAGCCCUGUCUUCCAGGAGCUGAAGGGUAUCUGCAUGGCGCUGGGCAUGUCCAAACCUCCAUCCAACAUCACCAUGUUCCAGUUCUUCUCUGGAAUCGAGAAGAAGUUGAAAGAAGCCAUAAGUCGAGUUCCACCAAAUCAUGUUGGAGAACCUCUGCUGAACAAGCCCCUCGGACCUGUUCAUAUGGAAAAGAUUGAGGCCAUCAACCAAUCUCUUGGAAAUGAGUAUGAAGUGAGAAGAAAGAUGUUGUUGAAACGUCUUGAUGUAACUGUGCAGUCUUUCGGCUGGUCUGAAAGAGCCAAGAUCCAAGCUGAGAAGUUAAGUAAAGUGUACCAGCCGCUGCGUUCUGCCCUCCUCACCAAAAGCAACAUUUCUGUCGCUCACCUUCUUGCUGCACGACAAGACUUCUCCAAGAUCCUUCGUACAAGCAGUGGCAAGAUAAGAGAGAAGACAGCCUGUGCCAUUAAUAAGGUUCUGAUGGGCCGAGUGCCGGACAGAGGUGGAAGACCAUGCGAGAUCGAGCCUCCGCCUCCAGAGAUGCCGUCCUGGCAGAAACGUCAGGAUGCCCCUCAAGGUGGAGGGCACUACAGUGGGUCCCACGGGGGCAGCAGAGGGGGCUAUGAUAGCUUUUCGUACGGUGGCCGUGCAGGCUAUGAAAGAGGUGGUGGAGGGGGGCACGAAGACAGGGGGGCCAGAGGAGUCGGUGGCAGAGGAGGGAAGGUGCAGGGAAGCUGGGGAGAGGGAGCUGGAGGGGGGAGAGGUGGGUACAGCCAGGGUCACUACCAAGACACAGGAAAUUAUCAUGGGGGAGGAGGGAGAGGAGGUUAUACGGGAGGGGGAGCCAACCAAGGAGGAUUCCAGGAUCAGGGCUUUCAUGGAGGAGGAGGUGGUUACAACAAUAGUUAUAGCCAGGACGGGGGCUGGCACCAGGAAAGAGGCGGUGGCCGUGGAGGCCGAGGGGGCAGGGGCAGAGGCAGCAGAGGAGGUCAAAGUGGAGGCUGGGGGGGUAGAGGUGGUCAGAAUUUCAACCAAGGAGGACAGUUUGAACAGUUUUUUCAACAUGGAGGGCAGCAGUACAACCAGGCUGGCUUCAAUCAAGGCAGACACUACACCAGCUGAAGAUGCAGUUCGGGGCUUUACAGCAGAGAUCAGAACACUGAAUUCAGGAACUUCAGAGAAAAGCCUUAUCUGAGCAGGUUCAGCAAACUGAAGCAAGAAAUAUGUCCUCUACAUAUUUUUAUUUGGGUCACGUUCUCCGUCGACUGUUAAGUAAUUGAAGAUAUAAUCUUUUGCGUCCUGGUAUGUAUUCAUUUUUGCCUUAUUAAUUCGUUUUGAAGCUGCCCUCCAGCUCUGUUUAAAAUAGCUUGUGUAGCUGGACUCUGCUGUGCUGAUUUCACCCUGUUAGUUAAAUCGGCCUUACUGAACGUUCUUCCUUAACACAGAAAGCGUUCCUCACAUGUCAGUGUUUGUGCACCUAUUGUGUGCAGUGCACAUCAGUACCACACACAGGAGGGUCACUGAAAUCAAAGAUUACUUGAAAGCGGUGUCAAUUUUCCAGUCCACGUUUCAUUUCAGUAUGUUUGACUGGAAAUUUCUAAGUUACUUAUUUAAAAGAUGCCAACUUGCACAGCUGUGUGGAAACAGCUAUUAAUGUUGGAAGGUUUGUAUGGAUGUGUGAAUGAGGAAUAAAAGGAAUAAAAAUCCCUUUUUGCA